Molecule: messenger RNA, 1684 nt
Organism: Manihot esculenta (cassava)
Lineage: Eukaryota; Viridiplantae; Streptophyta; Magnoliopsida; Malpighiales; Euphorbiaceae
Exons: 1
Coding region: 233-1435 (400 amino acids)
Source: RefSeq, a predicted model, not a curated record
UUUACAUCGUAGCCUCCCUUUCUCUUUCCCUCAAAAACAACUCCGCAAACACCCUUCUUUCGCUUUUCUCUGUUUUCACUUCACUUCUUCUAUCUUCUGCCUCUUUCCUUUUUACCAAUCAAAGCCUACGCAAAGAACCCUCGACCUAUUUACUUUCAGUUUCUUUUUCCCACUCCAGAGACUAUAAGUAGACUCAUUUUAUUGGAACUCUGCAGAUUUUUUCGCUUACACAAUGGUUGACGUCGACCGGAGGAUGGCCGGUCUUAAUCCGGCCCAUAUAGCCGGCCUUCGCCGUCUUUCUGCUCGAGCUGCUGCUCCUUCAGCCGCUUCUUCUCUUCCUACACGUAACGGUCUAGUCUCUUUCUCUUCUCUGGCUGACAAAGUCAUAACCCAUUUGCGUGACUCUGGUAUCCAAGUCCAGCCGGGUCUUUCUGACGCUGAGUUCGCGAGGGCUGAAGCGGAGUUUGGCUUUGCUUUUCCUCCUGAUCUUCGCGCUGUACUUUCUGCGGGUUUGCCUGUUGGCCCUGGCUUCCCAGACUGGCGAUCAUCCGGUGCUCGCCUCCAUCUACGUGCGUCGCUUGAUCUUCCUAUCGCUGCUAUCUCAUUUCAAAUUGCACGCAACACUCUGUGGUCCAAGUCUUGGGGUCCGAGACCAUCUGAGCCGGAAAAGGCAUUGAGGGUGGCGAGAAAUGCGCUGAAGAGAGCUCCGCUUUUGAUUCCCAUUUUCAACCAUUGUUACAUUCCCUGUCACCCUUCUUUGGCCGGUAAUCCCAUCUUUUUCGUCGAUGAGAAUCGGAUCUUCUGCUGCGGUUUGGAUCUAUCUGAUUUUUUCGACCGUGAGUCCCUCUUCCGGAGCUUAGAGUCGGACCCUAUACUUCUAAAGAAGCAAAGAUCCGUUAGCGAGAAAUCGGCCGGGUCUUCAACAAAUUAUUCACGUAGAAGCUUGGAUACGGGUCUAACCAACGGAGCGAGAACCCCGAGAUGGGUGGAAUUCUGGAGCGACGCUGCAGUUGAUCGCCGGAGGCGAAACUCGGCGUAUUCAUCGUCAGAGUCAUCUUCACCAGAGAGGUUUUUCGAUAUGCCAAGAUCGGAGAUGCCAAAAUGGGUAGAUGAGUACAUAGAGCAAAUAGGGUCGGUUUUGAGAGAUGGCGGUUGGGGCGAAACUGACAUAGCCGAGAUCGUCCACGUGUCAGCAUCCGGUUUCUUCGAGGGGGAGAUGGUUUUGUUGGACAAUCAAGCGGUCCUGGAUGCUCUGCUUUUGAAAGCGGAUCGGUUCUCCGAUUCGCUCAGAAAAGCUGGGUGGAGCUCCGAAGAAGUAUCGGACGCGUUAGGAUUUGAUUUUCGACCAGAGAAGGAAAGGAAACCGGCUAAGAAAUUGUCCCCUCAGCUGGUUGAGAAAAUUGGGAAAAUGGCUGAGUCAGUUUCCCGGUCAUAAAGGCCGCAUCGAGAUUCUUUUUAUUUUUAUUUUUUUCACAUCAAGGCCUCGGGGGUUGUUUUUCUUUUCUUUUUUUUUGAAUAGUGAAAAUUGAAAACAUAUGGGGAAACGAGUUGUACUACGAAAGCAAUAGUAUAAAAAUACUUGGAAAAAAAAAAAAGGGGAAGGGUUAAAAUUACAUGAUUGUUCAUAUGUAUAAAUAAUUUAAUGGUGCUUAUUAAUUAAGUUAUAAUUAUGCUUAUUAGCCAA